UAAUUAGAUUUCACAGUAACAAAUAACAUAUUUUAUCCAAGAGAUAUUUAAAAAAAUGGCAUUUACGAUCUCCUUCACAUAACUAUUUUUGUCAUUUGCAAAAGGUAGAUAUUCUUCCACCAUUUUUAAAACGUUCAUAUAUUUAACUUUUAUUAACAAUAGUUUAUUAAAUAAAUGUCAACAGUUUUAGUCAGACUAUCAUUUUUUAAAGGAUACAAAAAUAAAAUAUAGAUUCUAUAUCUGGAUUUAUAAACAAUUAAUAACAUAUUUAAAAUAGUGUAAAACUGAACAGUUGUAGAUUGCAAUAAUUUACAUGUUUUCUAUAGUGUCUUAUAAUUAAGUUUACAAAAUCUAUGAUUGUUUGUUUCAUUGAGAUGUUAAUUACAAGUAAUAACUCAAGGAGAAUAAUAAACGUAACUAUGGUGUUACUUUUAAUGCAAGUAAACCAUAAUGAUACACUUAACACUGGAUACAAGGAAAACCAAGUAAAGUCAAUCGAAAAUGUUCAGCUUUUAAAAUGUUCUUAUUUAAUUAAUGCUUUAAAAUAUAUGCAAAUAAGUAAAAUAGAAUUAUAUCAUCCGGACAGAGAACUAAAAAAUGUAUUUUAUUCAAUGUCGAGAUAUCUUGGAGUUUUAAAAAAAAUGAUGAGUACAUUAUUUGGUUUCAAAGGUGUUGAAAUAGGUUCUUUAUGGUUAUUAAACUUAUAUUUAGGUAUAGUUUGCCGUCAUGUACAUAAAUUGAUACAAUCAAAUUCAAUUCAAAGAUAUUCUGUUGAGUAUAUUAAAAUUUAUCUUAAGGAUACUCAUGAUUAUAUUAUUGAUGAAUUAGACUCUGAGGCAUCAGGCAUGGAAUGUAAUACAGAUAAAAAUCAAUUUUAUAUAAACGAAAAUGAAUUGAAACAAUUAAAAAAUCAGCCAUUAAAAGAUAUAUUUAAUAUCAUAAAAAAAGAAAUCUCUAUCAUAAACAACUUUAUUUUAAAAAAUACUGAUUUACCUGCAGUAAACUACGAAAAGUUUACUGUAAAUAAUAUUCUAAUUCAAAAUAUCGGAGAUAACGCUUUUAGAACAAAUUUGUUAAUGAAUUCUUUUAAUGUACAAGUUGAUUGGAAUGUUACUAAAAAGAGUGUUCUACAGAAAUUGCAGGAAAAAUACGAAAAAGCAAAUAAUAUCGAUUGGAGGAAAAACCAAUUGAGUAGUAUUCAAAAAUACUACGAUUUAGUUUUUAGCUUUUUCAAAGUCAUAAUUUUAAGGUUAACAUGGAAACAUAUCUUAUACGUAAAAAAACAAGAAAAUGAAUCUACUAAGGAAGUUUUGAUUGAUAAAUGGGUAAAAAUACUUAGGGACUUUGUGAAGUUCCUUCAUUUAAAAGACAAUGAUUAUGUUAAUAUGGUAAAAAAAACAAUUGAAAAUCAGCGUGAUGUCGAUGACCAUUUGCUCAAAUCAUAUUUAAAUACUUUGUGUUUGGAUUUAGGGUGCAAUGCAUUAGAAGAAAUGGAAUUAAACGGCAAAGAAAAUUAUUUUGUGAAAGAUGAAAUAUGUAGACCAGUUCACAACGAAAUAGAGCUAGAGACUGUUAAGUUUUAUAGUUUAGGCGCUACUGAAAGAUUUAUCAGUAAUUUAAAGCGUUUGUUUAUAAAGGAUGACUUCGAUGUUAUUAAGUCUUUUAUUGAUUAUGCGGAAAAUAAUAAAUUGUUUUCUCAAAUUGAGAAAAAAAUUGAAUAUUCAUUUUCAUUAUUAGACAUUUAAUAAUUUAAUGUUAUUGAACUGUUUGCUAAAAUUACCAAACCACUUCAAAAUUAAAAUAAUAUUCAAUAAAUAAUACAAUAUUUGGUUCAUUUUUUUUUUUUAAAUACAACAAAAAUAGAUAUUUUCUUGUGUAUUAAUAUUAAUCUUAUAAUUUGUUUAUUAUUAUUGUCAUGGGUUUACGUUAUAAAUAAAUAAAAUAUUAAU
Messenger RNA from Daktulosphaira vitifoliae (grape phylloxera), 1949 nucleotides. RefSeq lists its product as uncharacterized. Bases 354 to 1745 code for a protein of 463 amino acids. Lineage: Eukaryota; Metazoa; Arthropoda; Insecta; Hemiptera; Phylloxeridae. The record is from RefSeq and is a predicted model, not a curated record. The transcript is spliced from 2 exons.